Molecule: messenger RNA, 1383 nt
Organism: Rattus norvegicus (Norway rat)
Lineage: Eukaryota; Metazoa; Chordata; Mammalia; Rodentia; Muridae
Gene: Tmem86b
Product: transmembrane protein 86B
Cellular component (GO): cytoplasm; membrane; endoplasmic reticulum membrane
Molecular function (GO): alkenylglycerophosphocholine hydrolase activity
Source: RefSeq, a predicted model, not a curated record
CUGUAUGGUGGGGAUGGGGUCAGGUCUGGGAACAUGGGCAGCCCUGGGGCCUGUGAUUAUCUAUGCUUGGUGAGUUGGUGGGGAUCCCCUGUCCUUCCAGGAGGCUGGGUUUUAAGGUAUCAUGGUUUUGUCCUUGCAAGAGACGUGAAUGUAAAGGUUAUCAAGGUGGCUAAAGAUUCUAGUCCUGAAAGUUCAGCCUGGACAUACUUAGGAAUUGGCUUGAAGGUGGUGUGGGGACAGGUGUUUAAAUAGGUUCUCACUAUGUAUCCUAGACCAGUUUUGAAUUCAACAGCCUCCUGUUUCUACCUCCUAAGUACUGGAAUUAGACAUUUCCUACCAUGCCUUGCUGUGACCCCUACCCCUGGAUUGGGCUGAAUGUUGGUAGGCUGAGCAGCUUCCCUCUCCUCAAGUAUCCACAGGUCCGCAGGUGGCUGGCCCCCUUCAUCGUUGCCUGCUCCCUCUACUUCCUCCUCUGGAUUCCUGAGGACCAGCCAUCUUGGGUCAGUGCCCUGGUCAAGUGCCAGCCCAUUCUCUGCCUGGUUUUGUUCCUGUGGGCUGUGGCUCCUGGUGGGAGCUACACCUGGCUCCUGCAGGGAGCUCUUACAUGUUCUGCUGUUGGAGAUGCCUGCCUCAUCUGGCCUGAAGCUUUCUUUUAUGGCAUGGCAGUCUUCUCUGUUGCCCACUUACUCUACCUCUGGGCUUUUGGCCUGUCUCCACUGCAGCCUGGAUUGCUGCUGUGCACCACCUUGGCCUCUCUGACAUACUACAGCUUCCUCCUGCUACACCUUGAGCCGAACAUGGUCUUGCCAGUGGCAGCCUAUGGGCUGAUCUUGAACACCAUGCUGUGGCGUGGCCUUGUCUUGGGUAGGAGUGCUGGCUGGGGUGCCGUGCUCUUUAUAUUCUCAGAUGGUGUGCUGGCCUGGGACACUUUUGUCUACACUUUACCUUUUGCCCGCCUAGUGACCAUGAGCACCUACUAUGCAGCCCAGCUCCUCCUCACCCUGUCAGCCCUCAGGAGCCCAGGGCUCAAAACCCACUAAUGCAGGACCCAGACAGCCUGGUACUCCCUCCCAUAAGAACCUUGGCUUUCCACACUGGCCCAGCCUGGCAAGUGAAUGCUUCUGAUCAUAUGUGAACAGAUAUGUGGCCGACCCUCUUAAACAUCUGCCUGCAUACUGUUGUCAGGAUUUCAAAUCUACCACUGAUUUCAAGCUGCCUUCCCUGGCUUCUGACUUUGGAUUCCAGGACGCCCAACCCAAGCCAUAUUCUGUUUUCCCCUCCCCAUGCCCACUUCCUUUUCCCAGUCAGUUUUUCCUAUCCACCUGCCCCUUCACACUGCUCCCAGGUCUGGUUCUGGCUGUCUAAGUAAAACCAAUGUUGGAA